Austrofundulus limnaeus is the source of this 4432-nucleotide messenger RNA. It is a transcript of the gene cwf19l2, whose product is annotated as CWF19 like cell cycle control factor 2. Gene Ontology annotation, biological process: mRNA splicing, via spliceosome. Lineage: Eukaryota; Metazoa; Chordata; Actinopteri; Cyprinodontiformes; Rivulidae. Bases 16 to 2781 code for a protein of 921 amino acids. The transcript has 19 exons. The record is from RefSeq and is a predicted model, not a curated record. Gene Ontology annotation, cellular component: post-mRNA release spliceosomal complex.
AUUUACGACAGUGUCAUGGCAGCGUACGGGGUUAGUUUCGAGAGCUCCAGCAGUAUCGAAGAAAAGAAAGAAAAUAAGAGACAGGCGCGACAAGAGGCGCUCGAAAAGGCAAAGCAGAAGUAUGAAAAGGAAGAGAGGAAGAGGGAGCUGAAGAGGCUGAGAGGAGAGGACACUUGGAUUCUCCCUGAUGUUGAGCAGAAACUGCAGCAGAUGGAGGAAGAAGGAUCUGUGAAGAAAAAAAAGAAGAAAGACAAAAAACUCAAAAAGAAAAAGGAGAAGAAGAAGAAAGUCAAGAAGGAGAAGACAACAGAAGUGGAAGAUGGCUCCAGUGACAGCUCACAGGACUCGGGGGAUGAGUGGGUUGAGGCUCAGACGAAACCUGUGAAAGCCUGGAAAGUUCCGGAACAAUCUAAAACUUCGGAGGGCAGCUCCAGCCCAGCCCAGAAUGUCCAGAGGGAUGAAUGGAUGACUUUUGAUUUCCUGGCUAUGAAAACCACGUCCACUUCAGAGAGACGAGCAGAGAAGGAUCGACAGAAGGAGGCAGAGAGAGAGAAGGCUCAGGCUAUUGAACAGGCUGGUUUGCACAAACUGGAGCUCAACCCUUAUUGGAAAGACGGAGGAUCUGGUUUGCCCCCAGAGGAAACUGCUCAAACUGCAGCAAAAAAAGGUCCUGUGGUGAAUGAUGGUGGUCUGAGCUGGCUGAGAAAAAGUUAUCAGAGGAUGAAGGAGCAGGCCGAGAGAGAGCAGCGCAGCCUCAGCGAGGUUGUAGCAGCAAGAUACGGGUCAAUGGAUGAAUUUCAGAAGAGACUUGCGGAUGCUGAGGAAGCAGUUUAUGGUCGGAGUAGAGGAGACAGAGAGCAUUCAAGGAAACGAGACGAAGAGGGCAGGGAGAGAUGGAGGGGUAGAGAUGAGGAUUGGCAAGGUCGAGAACGGUGGAGGAAAGAUGAAAGAGACCCCUCGCCUCGAGACGCUGAGAGGUACUCAGGAGUGGAGAAGGAGCGGCAUCGCAGAAGAGAGGAGUAUAGAGACAGAGACAGGUACAGAGAAAAAGACAGAAACAGGGACAGAGAGAGGGAUGGAGGAAAAGAUGGUGAAAAUGAAAGGAACAGAGAGCAAGAAAGGGAUCGGUACAGGGAUAAAGACAAGGAAAAAGAUAAGUUCAGUGCAGCAGCAUCCUCGUCUUCUGGACAGAGCUGGAGUCAACAGUCCCGCUCCCUCGGCUCACUGAAAGGCCGUUUCCUCAAACCCUCAGAUGACGAUGACAGCUCUGCAGCGCCUCAGCGUCCUGCUCCAGCUCAGCCGUCCACAAGAUUCCUGAAACCCAGCUCUGAUGACGAGGACCCAGCCCUGAAGAGAAGUAGCAAUCAAGCCUGGAAGAAAGGCAGCAUUUCUGCCCAUGAGCUCGACCGCUCAGAGAAAGUGUCAGAGGAAAGGCAGAGAUCGGCAGAGCCUACUGUAACUGCUCCUCAAGAAGCUGCACCAUCGAGGACUGAGAUUGAAAGUGAGACAGAGGAGGAGGAAGAGGAUAUUCCAUUGCUGUCUGAAGAGGAGAUGAACAAACUAGGGUCGAAGCUGAUAAAGGCAGAGAUGAUGGGAAAUACKGCCAUGGCAGAGAAACUGAAAUCUCAGCUGGAGGCAGCUCAGAAAGCCAAAGAGAACCACUCUGCGAAAAUUAAGAAGCAUGAAACGGGUCGAUCAGAUAAGGUUACUAGUCACUCCAGUGAAGAUCAUGAGGUCUUGCUCUUCAGAACGGAUCAGUCAGGUCGGGCUUGGCCAGUCAAGGGUCCCUCAGGACCUCAGGAGCCCCACGGAGGUCGACGGAAGAAGAAACCGAUUGAGACCCACGCUGACGGGCAGCGUGUGCGUUACUUCCAGGACGAUGAUAACAUCGGUCUGCAGGAGAUGGUGAGGAGAGAGAAGAUGAGCUCUGCCCAAGAUCAGAACGCCCUUUACUCACGUAUGGCUUCAAAGAUGAUGGGAAAGACAGACGGCGACAACUACACACUGGAUGACAUGUUUGUGUCAAGUGCAGCUCAACGGGAAGGCGAGGGCCGAGAGGAGGAGAGGAUGAGGAACAGAGCCGUCGCAGAGAGUCGGACACUGGCUUCCUCCAUGGACAGAUGCCAGCACUGUUUCAGCAGCCAGGGCCUUCAGAAGCAUCUUAUAGUGGCCAUAGGCAGCAAAGUAUAUUUGAGCUUGCCCGCAGGCCUGUCGAUGACCGAGGGCCACUGUCUCAUCUGCCCUCUUCAGCAUCACUGCUCAGGCACUAGUUUGGAUGAGGACAUCUGGUCAGAAAUGAAGCUCUUCCGACGUGCUUUGGUUCAGAUGUUUGAGUCUCAGGAACUGGACUGCGUGUUUAUGGAGACGCACAUGAACCUGCGCAGAAGGCAACACAUGGUCCUUGAGUGUAUUCCCCUACCACGAGAGCUGGGUGACAUGGCGCCUAUAUACUUUAAGAAAGCUAUCAUGGAGUGUGAUGAGGAAUGGGCCAUGAACAAGAAGAUUGUUGACCUUUCUUCAAAAGACAUCCGACAAUCUGUCCCUCGAGGUCUGCCAUAUUUUGCUGUGGACUUUGGACUGCAGGGAGGGUUCGCUCAUGUUAUUGAAAAUGAACAGAAGUUUCCUCAUUACUUCGGCAAGGAAGUGGUUGGAGGAAUGAUGGACUUAGAGCCACGGCGCUGGAGAAAGCUAAUAAGAGAAAAUUUUGAUGAUCAGAGGAAAAAAGUCCUUCACUUCGCACAGUGGUGGAAGCCAUAUGACUGUACUAAGACUGAGGGUUGACAGGAAACAGAGUUAUGGCCUGUGCUGAGCUUUAAGAUGUGCAAACUGUGCUGUUUGCAGAGGAACAUGUUGACAUAGAUUUACCUACAAUUUCAGAUUUUUGUUUAAAUUCUUUUUGUUCCAUAAAGAAUCUGUAAAUGAUAUAACAUUUUUGCUGAAAUAAAAAAGAACAAUUGUUUUUUUAAGUUUGUUUUAUGAAUUUGUGACAGCACCAGCCUAGACAUGAACAUGUUGAACUUGGAGCUUUUUUGUGCAAUUUUCACCCAAUUUUCAGUCCUUUUUGCUGAUACUGCUCCUCCCUGCUCCCUAGUUUAAAAUGUAACUUCUUUCCUUUGUGGCCUCCUGACACUUUGCAGCUGUUGCUUAAUUCUCGGAGGUUUCUGUGUCAUCGCAGGCGCAUUUACAAGWAUGCACAUGUGCGUCUCAAUCCUCACCCAUUGGUCCCCUUGAGCAGAAGCGAUGCCCUGUCGAGCGAACUCGUCCUUUUAUUUCCCUUUUCAGUGAGGGUUCUUGGCCCUUCGAUUAGAUCAGCACUUCAGAGGCUCACCUUAUUUUUCAGGUUGCAUCUCAGACACCAUGUGAUGAUCAAAUCAGCUAGCUUGUACUCAAAGCAAAAGAGUCAUUGAAAUCUAAAAUGUGCUUUUUACUGCAAUAUGUACAAGUUUCAGGAAUAUAUACUUGUAUUUGCUGCUUUUUAUAAUCACUCCUCUUCCACACCUGUAUAAGAACGAUUAUCACAGACUUUUUUUCUCAAUGCAAAAGGAAUUAAAUAUUUCUAGUCCCCAAGGUAAUCUGUGUUCAAAGUGCAAAGCAUAGUGUAGCUGUUGGCAGAAAAAAAACAUGAGAUAUAAGGUAGUGUUAACUCUAGCAUCAUAUGCAAUUUGCUGCUCUUUAACCCUAUUUGUUCCUUCAAAACCAUCAUUUSAGACAAUAUUAUAGGUUAUUUAUAAUCACACGAGUGCUGCAGAGGCACAGGUUCAUGGGUAAUGGCAGCCAAGUGGCGUGAAGUGAUGUAUAGUUAUGGCCAAUUAGAUUGGCUUGUGGGGCAGAUUUAUGGUCGAGUUAGCUGUUUGUUUUUCCCUGUCCGCCUCUUUCACGCACACACUCAUGUCCCUUCUACUGUCAGCCCUGGCAAUAAGCUGUUGAAGUGAGUUUAAUUUAAACGUUUCUCUCUUUGCAUUCUGCCAUUUUUUUAAUGUUUAGGUCUUCCUGCAUCAGUAUAGUGAUGUGAUGUGUAUCUUAAAGAAAGACUAUAUCUUGUCCUUACAUUUCUCAACAUUCCUUCCAACAUCUCUUGCCACAUCAGUCGCAAAUCUUUACAGCCACUUGGGUUUGGCUAAAUGGUUUGUAUCAAAGGAGAUUCUUGUUUUAGAACUUUAAAACGUACUUAUGGUUUUAUUGUUAUGUGCGUUUACAGGCUUGACCUUUUUUUCUUUUUAAUGUUCUGUGAAAUAUGAGCCGUUUCCUGAAGAAUUCCAGCUCUUUACAUGUAAAUGCAGUGUUAGAUCAACGGUGAGGAUUUAAAACUGUUAGCAAAAUUUUUUUUUAAUUUCAUCUCAUGUGCACUUGAACAAACCCAUUUAUUGCACGAGGCAUUAUUACCUGAUACGCAAAUACUACAAAAUGCUUAAUAAAUCAUGAUUAGAGUUGA